Messenger RNA from Linepithema humile (Argentine ant), 2238 nucleotides. Its product is annotated as lysosomal dipeptide transporter MFSD1. Gene Ontology annotation, molecular function: transmembrane transporter activity. NCBI's taxonomy places the organism in Eukaryota, Metazoa, Arthropoda, Insecta, Hymenoptera, Formicidae. Gene Ontology annotation, biological process: transmembrane transport. Gene Ontology annotation, cellular component: lysosome. The record is from RefSeq and is a predicted model, not a curated record.
CGUUGCGUUGUAUAUGUCCACAGUGAAUGACACAUACGCGUCUGCUAACAAAUUAUCAACAAUGACGGUCUUUGGCUGCUCAAUAAGGCAGUUGAAGUAGUCGAUUGGAGUUCGUUCAUCGACUGUGGUCGUUGCUGAUCCUGUUGUACAAUCGUGCAAUGUGAAAGUAAAAGUACGACUACGUCAUAUCGCGUCGUCGACAAUUUUACUCUCUGAAUUCGAUAUUUAGUGGUUGUGUCUUAACAUUCCACGAACAACAAAGCAGCAGACCACAACAACAGAUAUGGAAGGAGACACAGCAGAGAAUUCUGGCAGCACCUUAGAUAGAUCCGAGGACGAAAUAGCUUUGCAAGGAUGCUGCAGCCCCAAGAAAGCACCUUACCGAUUUUUAGGCUUGGCGCUCAUGUGUCUGCUUGGAUUUGGGUCAUACUUUUGUUUUGACAAUCCCGGAGCAUUACAAGACAAUUUCAAAGAUGAUUUAGGAAUGUCCACUAGCAAAUUUGUAUUACUCUACUCUAUAUAUUCUUGGCCGAAUGUUAUACUUUGCUUCAUCGGUGGAUUCUUAUUAGACAGCGUCUUUGGAAUUCGAUUGGGUACUGUGAUAUAUAUGACGCUUACUUUGAUUGGCCAGAUUAUUUUUGCAAGUGGUGCCAUGAUUGAUGCAUUUUGGCUGAUGAUGCUAGGUCGAUUUGUUUUUGGAAUCGGUGCGGAAUCGUUGGCAGUUGCCCAGAACAGUUAUGCAGUUCUUUGGUUCAAGGGCAAAGAAUUAAAUAUGGUGUUUGGACUGCAGUUGAGCUUUGCGCGAGUAGGCUCUACUGUGAACUUUUUGGUAAUGGAACCGGUAUACAAGUACGUAUCUCAGUACUACAAAGGUCCACAAUGCAUCGGCAUAGUUCUGUUUCUUGCUGCCGGCACUUGCGUAAUGUCGAUGAUAUGUGCUUGUGUAUUGGGUCUUAUGGACAAACGUGCCGAAAGAUUAUUACGACGUGGAGAGGGCCAGGAACCACAAGCCGUCAGUUUGAAAGACGUCAAGGAUUUUAAACCGAUCUUUUGGUUGAUCGCACUCAUUUGCAUCGCUUAUUACGUCGCAAUAUUCCCUUUUAUCGCUUUAGGAAAAGUUUUUUUCGAGAGGAAGUACGAUUACGAGCCGUCCACCGCAAAUACAGUGAAUUCUCUUGUUUAUUCGAUAUCCGCAGUAGCAUCGCCUCUCUUGGGAUAUUUAGUGGACCGAAUCGGCAAAAAUGUAUCAUGGGUGUUUAUAAGUAUUUGCGCGACUAUUCUCGCGCACGGAUUGCUCGCAUUCUCUUACUUGAGCCCCUACGCAUGCAUGGCAUUGAUGGGAUUGGCAUAUUCCAUGCUGGCCAGCAGUUUAUGGCCUUUGAUCGCUCUCGUCACGCCGGAGCAUCAACUCGGUACCGCUUAUGGCAUAGCGCAAUCUGUACAAAACUUGGGCCUUGCUGUGGUCUCGAUUUUAGCUGGCAUAAUUGUCGACAAAGGAGGAUAUCUAAUGCUGGAGAUGUUUUUCCUCGGUUGGCUCUGGGUUUCUCUGAUAACCGCCGGUGCAAUCUGGGUUUCGGACAUUGCAACAAGCGGUGGUUAUCUCAACAUGACGCCCGGACAAAGAGAACGAUAUGAGUCACUUCGAUGCACGCCUGAAAGUUUGGAACGAGAAAAGUUAUUGUCGUCGGAAUGCACGUCGGAUUUUGUGCCCGAUAAUUUGAUGCAACCGCAAUCCGAUAUUAGUAUACGAAAUCGUUAUUUGUCUCGUAUUGGUGCAAUGGUACCUCCACAUGCAGUGACGCCUAUUCAUCGACCAUUACGAUAAUGGGUUUGAUUUAGCUACAAAUUUAUGAUACAAAUAGAUGUGUAAAAGUGCUUUUAUUCUUCGUCGAAGUUUCUGCUCACUGUGUCUUCCUGUUACACACAGCUUAAUCUGUGAUAAUUUCUUAAAGCAGUCAACUUCGAAAUUUCUUUUUCACAAUUGAGAAAUAGCAUUUUAUUUAUGAGUCUCGAUUCGUACAAUUCUUAUAAUUCAUACAAUUAUGUAUUUUACAUGAAAAAAACUUUUCGUAACUCUUAUGACUAGCAUUAUAGCAUAGUUAUUCUUUCUGAAUACUAGCGAAUUACCUUUACCUCUAAUUUAGAGAACAAAUGUUGUGGGAUUACUUUUUAAUUAAUAAAAUGUGUGACAUGUACUAUAUCUUGAUGUAAUGUUGAAUAAAUGAAUGUUCGAUGCGA